Tarenaya hassleriana is the source of this 726-nucleotide messenger RNA. RefSeq lists its product as uncharacterized. Lineage: Eukaryota; Viridiplantae; Streptophyta; Magnoliopsida; Brassicales; Cleomaceae. The transcript is spliced from 4 exons. The record is from RefSeq and is a predicted model, not a curated record. Bases 1 to 486 code for a protein of 161 amino acids.
AUGGUGUUUGUCGGCUAUUAUGCGGAGCCAGUGGAUUUACUGUCCGAGAUGUUGUCCGACCCGCGGAAUCAAUCGGUGUCUGAUCUGAAAGCUGCUGCCGCAGCCUCGGCCUUGGCCUCGGAGAUUGGUCAAGGGGACAUCAAUUUUCUCGACCAGAUGAAGCGGAUAUGUGAAAUAGCUCAGCCUAGGGUUUGCGUUCGGGCAGAGUGUUUCCCCGUUGAAGGCUCCAAAGCCGCAACCGUUCUGUUUCUGGGUGAAAAGCUCGGCAUCGACAUUAUCAUUAUAGGCCAACGCCGAACUCUUUCAUCCGCCAUUCUAGGAUCUAGACGGCCUGGAGGGUCUCUAAGAGGUUCUAAAGGAGUAGAUACAGCAGAGUAUUUGAUCGAGAACUGCAAAUGUACCUGUGUUGGUGUGCAGAAGAAGGGCCAGAACGGGGGCUACAUUCUCAACACCAAGACCCACAAGAACUUCUGGCUCUUAGCCUGAUCGUGAACGACGCUUUACUCUAGCAACUAUUCCCGAUCUGCUUCCUCCUAGUCAGUUUACGUGGUUUCGGGUAGCUAACAAAACUUGUUUCUGAUAACAAGCGACUACCGGUCCUCUCCUCUUCUUUACCUGUUUCUUUCUUUUCUCUACAUUCUAACAAUGAAGUGUUUCGUGUUCAUUUCCAUUUGCAUCUACGAAAGGGUAAGCUACAAAUAUCUAAAUAGUAAGGCCAUGUGCAAC